This is a messenger RNA of Sinocyclocheilus grahami, 400 nucleotides long. Its product is annotated as heat shock 70 kDa protein 4-like. The annotation marks the transcript as partial. The transcript is spliced from 2 exons. Gene Ontology annotation, cellular component: cytosol; nucleus. The record is from RefSeq and is a predicted model, not a curated record. Gene Ontology annotation, biological process: protein folding. NCBI's taxonomy places the organism in Eukaryota, Metazoa, Chordata, Actinopteri, Cypriniformes, Cyprinidae. Gene Ontology annotation, molecular function: ATP-dependent protein folding chaperone; ATP binding.
UCUUUGUUAUGGAUUCAUUCUGUAUGUAAACAUGUACGCUCAAACUCUCACGCAGGCCAGUAUGUGAUCCAGAAGGUGAUUCCCCAGGCCUCUGGCGAGAGCUCAAAGAUUAAGGUGAAGGUGCGAGUCAAUAUCCACGGGAUCUUCAGUGUGUCCAGUGCUUCGCUAGUGGAGGUGCAGAAAUCUGAGGAAGAAGAGGAGAGCAUGGACACCGAGCACAGCACAGAGAAAGAGAAUGAGAGCAAAAUGCAGGUUGAUCAAGAUGAACAAAAGACUCCAGGGACCGGAGAACAGGAAAAUGAAGAGAAAAAAGCCGGAACAGAGGAAAUGGAGGUAAAUGAGAUCUACAAACAGCACCUAUUAAACGACCCAUAGAUUUUGGAUUAUUUGACAGUCAUGC